Messenger RNA from Amyelois transitella, 1710 nucleotides. RefSeq lists its product as uncharacterized. The transcript is spliced from 13 exons. Lineage: Eukaryota; Metazoa; Arthropoda; Insecta; Lepidoptera; Pyralidae. The record is from RefSeq and is a predicted model, not a curated record. Bases 61 to 1710 code for a protein of 549 amino acids.
GAUAUUUUAAUUAAUUUUGCAUUUGAAUAUUAACUGUGUGUAGGUAUAUAAGUUAUCAAAAUGCCAGCUCAGGUAGAACAGAAGACUAUUGAUCCCGAAGCUGAACUAAGCAAUGUCCAGCGGACGUUUCAAAAACUGGCGCCGAUGUGCAGCGUGGAGAAGCGAGCUGGUGGUAUACCUCAGCUGGCGCCGCAGGAGAAACAACUUGGGAUCCUCGCCAGCGAACUCAAGGAGACAUUGCUGUGCAUCAACUUAGCAAAGAAAGGUCAGCAUGCCCUUCGCGACAGCCAAGUGAAGAGCGGGAUGAAGAAGUCGAUCGUGGAAUACGAGCACCUGGAGACGAUCCUGAGGGACGAGCGAGCCCAGCAAGCGGAGCUGGACUGCCUGAACUAUUUGGCCCAGAAACAACUCGUGGAGUUGAUGAAGAAAGUGCCGACGGAGGCCGAUGAGCUAGCAAUGAUAGAGAACGCCAAUAAUUGCCUACGGCGCAUGGAAAACCGGCUUGAUCUAGCCACGAAAAGGUUUUGUGUGGUCAACUCUGACAACAAGAAAGUGCGAGAGGAAAUACACAGACUGCUUGUUGAAAGAAACGACUUCAACAUCCAAUGGAACCGUACCAUCGGAAAGCUGGUGAAGGGUAAGGAGUACCUGAUGGAUAUCUUCGAGAUAGCCGCCGUGGCCUUCGGGGACAGGGACGAGUGUUGCAGGAAGCUGGAGGCGCUGAAGUGGAAAGGACUGUUCCAGCUGAACAGGGAUAUUUCGGAAAUGCAAUCGUACGAAGGCGAGCUGAACCACCUGGCGAAGCUCGAGGAGUUCCUUCGAGUGAAGGGUUCAAGAAGGAUCUGCGAGGCUGAUGAGAAGGAGGAGAUCAAACGACAGGAGGAAGUGCAACGUUGCGAGAACGAAAUAGCUAGAUACGACGCCCUACUGGAAGCUAUCUUUGCAUACGUGAACACAGAGAAGAUUUCAGCGAUAAUAACCACUUUCAAGCGGGUGGAAAUUGAAAAUUUCUCCACAUUCGUGCUGCUGUGCGAAGUCCUCCAGGAGUCUAUCAUCCUGCGACGGGAGCUGGAGAUCUUGAGGCAGAGGAUAUUGGACCAACGUGACAUCAACGAAGCACGGGAAGAGCAACAAGUUAAAAAGCUGACUGAGCUGACGGCGGAGCUGGAUGCCCAGCGCAUCAGGACCCGAGAAAUGCACGAGCUAAAUAUAAGCGCAGACGCAACCAUCGCCAAAGUGCUGAAAGGAAUAGACGACUUGGUCAGAUUAGCGAAAUGUGACGUGACACCAUUGCUGUCCCUACUCGGGAACCACAAGGAGGUGACGAAGUGGAAUGUGCCCAAGUUCCUCCGUAUCUUGGAGACGGAAGUCAAGAGCCUCAUUGAGGUUUGCUACGGAGCUGUGAAGCCUCCUGCGCCGACGCCUAAAGGACGAAAGGGCCCCGCCGCACCGCCGCCGACCAAACUGGUGGCUGAUCCGUUUGUGACCACGCUCAAGCCUAACAAAAUCGAGAAAUUGGUGCCUUACCAGCCGUGCGCUUAUUGCGUUGAAGACUACAUAAUGAAUCUGGUCUUCGAGACCCCAGCUGUACCAGCAGACAAGGAGUACGUUCAGGGAAUAUUCCAACUGGAGGAUAUAAAUACAAAGUUUGGAAUUUACACGCUUACAAUUCCAGCAAAACGCCAUCCAUACCGCGGGAAGAAAGACUGA